Molecule: messenger RNA, 2031 nt
Organism: Adineta steineri
Lineage: Eukaryota; Metazoa; Rotifera; Eurotatoria; Adinetida; Adinetidae
Source: the annotation of a GenBank genome assembly
AUGUCAUGUCGUUUCUUAAUUUUUUUAUUAAUCAUUAUUUCGAAGAGUUUUUCAUCAAUACAUUUACCACCUAAUAAACAUCAAUUACAAUAUAGUUUUAUAAAUACAAAUUCUAAUCAGAUAAAUGAACGUGUUAAACGACGUACAACGUCAGAUAUAUUUCAGAUUCAUAUUCAUUAUGAUAUAAGUGUUAAAAAAUUAUUAAAAGAAGAACAAAGAUUAGUUAAAGAAGCAGUCGAAACUGCGACUAAUUACUGGAGUAAAGUGAUUCGACCAAAAUAUAAAUUAACUGAUCGAAUACGAUUGACAAGACAAUGUCCAUCACGAAAAAUGUUUAUUGUUGAAAAUGAUUUUUCCAUACAUUAUUGCUCAGAAAAAUGUUUAGAUGAAACACAAUGUGGUGAUAUUAUUGUGCCUGAUGAACAUUUACAACAAUGUCAUGUUUGUAGUAAAGAUAAAAAAUGUGAACGAAUCGGCUCAAAAGGCGUGGGUGUAAAUGCUGAGUUUAUUUUAUAUGUAUCAGCACUUGAAACAAAUCGAUGUGAACCAAUAGAUACAUUAGCUACAGCAUCCUUUUGUCAAUUGGAACCUAAUCGAGACAGACCAAUUGCUGGCAACAUUAAUAUCUGUCCAAAACGUUUGCGAGGUGAUCGUGAUUCAAUAGACUUCGAUCGUCUUAUUAGUACAGUAAAACAUGAAAUUCUUCAUACAUUGGUAUUUUCUACUGGUCUUUUUGCGUUCUUCCGAGAUAUUCAUGGUGAGCCAUUGACUGAACGUGAUCCAGCAACACGAUGGCCUAAAGUUUAUGAUGAAAAAUUACAAGUAUACACACCUAGUGAACAAGUAGUUAAAAAAGUAUUGAGAACAAAUUGGAAAAUUCGCGGUAGAACAAUUGAUAAGGAAGUCUCAUUGUUGGUUACACCAAAAGUUCAAGCUAUUGUACGCGAACAUUUUGCGUGUCGAACAUUAGAAGGUGCUGAACUUGAAGAUCAAGGAAGUGUAGGUACAGCAUUAACUCAUUGGGAAAAACGAUUGUUUGAACAUGAAAUUAUGACUGGUACUUAUACUCAAGAAUCAGUUAUUUCGAAUUUAACAUUGGCUCUAUUAGAAGAUAGUGGAUGGUAUGAUGUAUCGUAUGAAUAUGGCAAACCUCUUCUAUGGGGACGUAAUCUUGGUUGUGAUUUUGUUAAAACAAGUUGUAAACAAUGGAUAGAUUCAAAACUUGAACAAAAAGAAAGCCCUUAUCCAUUUUGUAUUUCAUCACCAAGACCUAAUCUGUUGAAACGUAUCUGUGCAUAUACAUAUGAUAAAAUAGUAAUGUGCAAUCUUAUCGAAUAUUCUACUGCUUUACCAAAUGAAUAUCAGAUAUUUGAUUCUCUACCAAAUAUUACUGAUGAAAAUGAACUUGCACGUUUUGGUGGACAUGUUAUGUUAGCUGACUAUUGCCCAUAUGAUCAAGAAUUAGCAUAUAAAAAUUCCAAUCGUGAUUCACGAUGUUAUCGAUCAGAAAAUCAACCACCAAAUACAGAGAAUUAUGCACUAGAGAAAUAUUCUGUACAAUCUAAAUGUUUUGAUCAUGGUUCUGUAUGGGAACAAUAUAUCGAUCAAUGUCGAAAAAAACGUCGUAUUGCUCCACAAGUAGCUGGAUGCUAUCAAUUUGAAUGUGUAUCAAACGAAGGCAUUUAUGUACAUAUUGGAAAAGAAAAGUAUCUUUGCGAAUAUCAAGGUCAAAAUAUAACUAUUGUAGCUAGUCAAUACAAUUCAAUAUAUAGUGGAUCAAUUGUUUGUCCUGAUUGUCAGAUUAUAUGUGGUUCUUUGAAUAAUUUUCAAUGCCCUUUAAUAAAAAAUCUUCCUCAUGGAAAAAUGAAACAACAAUCAGAUACCCGUUUAACUAUAGAAAAUAUCUGUGGAAGUUUAAAACAAAAUGAACAAUUACCAAUGUCAGAUACAAGCAAUCAAUUACAUAUACAACGACGAUUAAUUUGUUUUAUCUUGCUUCUUUGUCUUCUUAAUCUUCAAAACUUAUUAUAA